This is a messenger RNA of Fragaria vesca subsp. vesca, 1482 nucleotides long. Its product is annotated as aluminum-activated malate transporter 10-like. Gene Ontology annotation, cellular component: plant-type vacuole membrane. Bases 1 to 1482 code for a protein of 493 amino acids. Gene Ontology annotation, biological process: malate transport. The transcript is spliced from 6 exons. The record is from RefSeq and is a predicted model, not a curated record. NCBI's taxonomy places the organism in Eukaryota, Viridiplantae, Streptophyta, Magnoliopsida, Rosales, Rosaceae.
AUGGUCAAUGAAAAGGAUGUGCCAGAGAAUUUGGAGUGGAAUAUCAAUGUUCGUGAUGGGACAAAACAAGUGGUAGCAGUUCCAGAACUGAGGCUAGUUGAUAAGGCAUGGCUGCAAUUGAAGUCUGUAGUUGGAGGUUUGAUAUUGAAGGUUUGGAGGUUUUUAGUGAAAGCAUGGAAUUUAGGAGUUGCUGAACCCAAAAAGAUUAUUCAUGCUAUGAAAGUUGGGUUGGCUCUUACAAUUGUGUCACUUUGUUACUAUCUGAGGUCUAUGUAUGAAGGUGUUGGAGGGAAUGCUAUGUGGGCAGUAAUGACAGUUGUAGUAGUUUUUGAAUCUUCUGUAGGUGCAACACUCUAUAAAAGCAUAAAUAGGGUAGCAGCAACUUCUCUUGCUGGCUCACUUGGUUUAGGUGUGCAUUGGAUUUCUUACAAGUCAGGAGAAAAAUUUGAGCCCAUAAUUAUUGGAAUCUCAGUUUUCUUCUUAGCUUCAGCAGCAACCUUCUCUCGAUUUAUUUCAUCUGUCAAAUCCCGAUUUGAUUAUGGUGCUGUCAUAUUCAUCCUCACCUUCACCUUAGUUUCAGUUUCUGGGUACCGUGUGAACGAAAUAUCUGAGUUGGCCUUCCAAAGACUACUUACCAUUUUCAUUGGGACCUCUUUCUGCAUUCUGAUUAGCAUAUUUUUCUAUCCCACCUGGGCUGGUGCUGAGCUUCACCGUUUGAUCUAUCAGAACCUUGAGAAGCUGGCUGAUUCCUUGGAUGGAUAUGUCAUCAGGUACUUCGAUGACAAUGGAAAUGUGGCUGAAGACUCCAACCACAAUAAAGCAAUCAAAGGGUACAAGUAUGUGCUUGAUUCAAAGGCAACAGAAGACAAUUUGGUCAUCAUUGUUGCUUCAACUUUUCAGGCUAAUUUUGCAAGAUGGGAGCCUGCACACGGUGGUUUCAACUUCUAUCAUCCAUGGAAACAAUACCUAAAGAUUGGUGCAUCACUUCGUAGUUCUGCAUAUUGCAUUGAGGCUCUUAGAGGUUGCAUGGAUUCAGAAAGUCAGGCACCAGGAAUUUGGUACCUAAAGAAGCAUGUAAGCAAUGCCUGCAAGACAAUCAACAAAUCCUCUUCAGAUAUCUUAAGAGAACUGGCAAUAACAGUAAAAACCAUGACAAAGUCAUCCAAGAUGGGUUUGUUGGUUCAGGAAAUGAACACCGCUGUGCAGAAACUUCAAAUUUCUUUGAAAUCUAUACCUAGCUGCCUCAUUGCUCCAACAUCAGAAGAAACUGCUGAUGAGGCGCCCUUCAGAAAAACCUGCAUAACACCACUAGUGGAGGUCAUACCACUGACCACUUUUGUGUCUCUGUUAAUAGAAAAUGCAGCAAGAAUCAAUGGGAUUGUUGAUGCAGUCAAUGAGCUAGCAGUCAUGGUUGAUAUGAAGCAUGGGAGUUCCAAGAAAACCAACACAGUAAUAACUCUUCCUCAGAUACCAAAACCAUAA